Lichtheimia ornata is the source of this 1716-nucleotide messenger RNA. RefSeq lists its product as uncharacterized. The transcript has 6 exons. NCBI's taxonomy places the organism in Eukaryota, Fungi, Mucoromycota, Mucoromycetes, Mucorales, Lichtheimiaceae. The record is from RefSeq and is a predicted model, not a curated record. The coding region runs from base 1 to 1716 and encodes 571 amino acids. Gene Ontology annotation, molecular function: protein binding.
AUGGCUAAGAAAAAGUCUAUGCAAGAACUUGUUAAACCCUUGAGGAAACUAUCUCUACUCGUAUCGACAACGACAUCUUCAUCCACUGGAUCAAAAAGCACUCAACCCCAUUCUCCCACAACGACAACAACGCCAUUCUCUUUACAACAUGACCAUGAGCAACACGACAUUAUCAGCUGGCUACCACGGGAGAUCGCCCUUGCCAUUUUCUCAAUGUUGUCUUUUCAAGAUCUUGUGAGAGUGCAACUGACAUGUCGUAUAUGGAGACGCAUUGCACAGGAUGCAUCGAUAUGGCGAGCUCGUUAUCAUCAAUUACAUCGACUCUUUCCAGACCUCUACUUGCAUAAACGAAUCCUCAAUGAUACCAUGAACGACGACCCUCCAUCCGACCCAUCAUUAUCAUCAUGGCAAACCCGUUACUGUCAGGCACAAACGCAUGCAAACUGGAGGAUGGGCAAUGUACAAAGAGCGAAACGUAUUAGUGAGCAUGAUGGUUCUCGAUUACUCUCUGUGAAACUCAAGCAGCAUUGGCUUGUAACACUCUCUGAGAGCAACACAGUACAGCUUUACGAGUACGCCAUGGAAACGGGUUUCACCUUGCAUAGGAGCUGGCAUUUCGGUGAAUCAAGUAUUGUCGAGUGCGUUGACAUCUUGCCUGAAAUACAUAUUCUAGUUGUAGCCAUGCGUGGAUCAAAGUGCAUGUUUUACGAUGUCAGCACUCAAAGUACAGAGCCUAUCCAAGUCCUCAAAGGCGGCAGCCAUCCAUGGUUUUUCCCCGAUUCGAUUGCCCUGACUCAGAACUACUUUGCAGUAUCAGGAAGGAAACCAUCAGCCGUGUUCAUCUGGAAUUGGAGAAAAGGUGUUCGUUUAUCAAAUAGGGCAUUUGAUAAUCAACCUCACAGCGUCUAUAUUUCCGGGACACAUAUCAUCACUAUCAGCGUCGAUGGAAUCCUUCAUACAUUUGAUAUACAUGAUCCAGUACAACCAGCGAUUACAUUCACCCUACCACCAUGCAACAUGCCUUGCUUGAAUUAUGAUGGUUCAUUCAAUUUGGUGUUGGCACCUUAUGCAGCACGUCGUAUACAUCAUUUUCGGUGGGAUCAAUCCAUCAAUGAGGAUCAUGAGGACAAUGAACAACAACAACAACAGGGGCAACAACCCGAACCACAGCGAUCCGUCUCAUCAUCCGUAUACAGCUCCAUUUUCAAGAGAAGAAGGUCAGCUCAACAACAUCGUGCAAAAGUGACAGGUCUACGACGUCAUUCUUCAUACAAUGAUUAUGGAUACGCGUGUCAAGCACGAACAGCCCAAUACAUUAAAAGGAGCCAGCCAUCAACAAAGUCAUCAAAUGAAGCAUCACCGGACUUUACAAGCCAGCUACGAUUAUGCAAAUCAAUUCGAACAACGCCCCUUGGUUGGACAGCUCAUAAAAUUGUCAGCGUUGCGGUGCACAAUGAUCGCGUUGCUAUAUUGAAUCGGUAUGGUGAUAUUGCUCUCUUUGCGUUGAAUGGGACAACAGCGGCACACGUGACUCUACGCAACAAACGCAUAUGGAUGGAUGAACGAUCAGAUACCAAUUUUCGUGACGAGGAUGAAUUAUCGGAUGGCUAUGACUUUAUACGAUUAAGGUUAGCCAUGGGGAGUAUGGGAAUUAUCUAUGCAAGCCGAGGUGGUUCAUUGUGGUGGCUCGAUUUCGCUUGUAGACCAAGUUUAUAA